Annulohypoxylon maeteangense is the source of this 981-nucleotide messenger RNA. RefSeq lists its product as uncharacterized. The record is from RefSeq and is a predicted model, not a curated record. The coding region runs from base 1 to 981 and encodes 326 amino acids. Lineage: Eukaryota; Fungi; Ascomycota; Sordariomycetes; Xylariales; Hypoxylaceae. The transcript has a single exon.
AUGAGUUCCAAGCGUCGUCAUGAAGAUGUCUCGGAAUCUUCCGACAGUAACACGCCGACCAAGAGGAGCAGGCUCCUCAACCACAGUAACGUUGACGGGGAUAUCUCCCCGAACCUACAAAAUCCCAGCACAUCCAACGAGGCCGCGGAACCAGAAUCCGAAUCCGAACCCAAAGAAACCGAGCCAGCAGCUGUGACAGCGACCGCAUUAAUCAACGCACAGCUAGGACAAGUCGAAUUCGAAAACGCUAUGAUCACGUCCUACGACAUCAAAGAUCACCUAGGCAGAGCCUGGGACUGCGCCUUCGGGAUGUACGUGCCAACGCAGGACAUGCGCACCCUACCUCUCGUCUCCCCGCGCUUCGGCGACGGAUUCAUGCGCACGACAUUCGGGGACAAGUACGCCAACGACAUGUACUCCGCGCGGAACGGUCUCGCAUUCCCAUACCCCGUAAAACAAGCCCUCGAAGCCGGAGCUCUGGUAAUCGUGCCCGCGAUCCCGAACAAGCCGUCUUACGCGGACGUAGAAGCAUGGGAGAACGCGCGGCCACGAGACUACAAGUUCCGGGUGACGAAGCCGGAGAUAGAAUCGUUCACGCGACAGCACUACCACGUCUUUGAGAUCGCGUCCCUCGACAACCGGAAACUAACAUUCAGGAACAACUUCCGGCCGCGCACGCGGUUCCUGUAUUUCCUAUUCAUGAUGACAAUGUUUCGCCGCGCCAAGGGCGCGGGUCCUAGCGACAAUGACUUGUUCAGGCUAUUGGUGGCGCACCAGGAUAAGCUGGCUCAUGAGUAUUGGGGCGUUGAAGAGGCGAGUACGAAGAAUGAUAUUUGGGGAGAUUUGCUAAGCGAUAGCCCCCUGGACCUUACAAAGGUGGAUCACGUCCGGACUUUGCUUAGAACCCCAAUAUGGACAAUGGUAAGGGGUAAGUAUGUGUACGUGGGGGAGGAUGAGUUGGAGCAGGAGGAGGUGGAGUAG